Molecule: messenger RNA, 2591 nt
Organism: Cephus cinctus (wheat stem sawfly)
Lineage: Eukaryota; Metazoa; Arthropoda; Insecta; Hymenoptera; Cephidae
Exons: 8
Coding region: 582-2270 (562 amino acids)
Source: RefSeq, a predicted model, not a curated record
AAGUAGUCAUGGGCAAUCGAAGUGCCCAUUUUAACGCAUAAUGCACAGUGAAACCUCGCUUGGAUAAUUGAACAAAAACUGCAUCACUUUUUGAAUAUGCUACAGAUAAUGUCACAAGAAGCUAUUAUUGAUUCCCAACAAUUUUUUCACAUGCCUAUGCUAGGACGAUGCCGUAGUUUCGAACAGUUCCGCUAGUUGAUACAGUUAAGAGUUUGUAUGGUUCCUAAGAAUUCUGUUAGACGUUAUAAGACAAAUUCACAGUGACGGAAUUGAAUGAACUCUGGCGCAAAGCAACAAUGUUCAGACCCAAUUUCAUUUAUGACUGAUCGAUAUCGCAAAAAAAGCCACAACAAUAUAAUUACUCGAAUUUCGAUACAUUUUGUGACAUGGCUAUUUUGAUACAGGAGGAAAGAGGCAGGAUAAAGUAAUAAAAUUUACAAGUAUUAUGGAUUGGUUUGAUAUCAAUCGUUAGAGUAAACCAAAAAAAGAAUCAAUUAAAAGUUAAUUAUAUAGAGCAAUUUGUGAUGCAAGACAAGUUUCAUUACAGUUUUUGAUAAGCAAAGCUUAAAAAUUAUUUCAAAAUGCCGCAGUCGUCGCUCGGCAUUUCCAAAACUAGCAUAGGAAUUGAUGAAAAUUAUCAAGUCGAUGACAGUCGUCAUAAAUUAGACAAAAAGGUUAAAAAAAUUCGACAGAAAAGUAGUUUCCGCAGUAUUGAGAAUCAAGAACGAAUGGCUGGCGGUGCAGAUGAGAAAGAGGAUGAAGUUGAAAGCAAAACUGGCAGAACUUCACCCGAGUCAGCUUCCUCGACUACAAGUCAUGAGAAAUCUGCACCCGCCGGAGGUGAUGGGAAAGUAACAACUUCCGGUGGACCAUGUUGCUUUUGUGCAUCAUUUUCAUCAGGCUCUACAGGCGACAAAAAGGUAGAUGAUAUGAUUGACUACGUUGUUCAAAACCUUCAGGAAGCUGGUAAAGCUCUAACGAAUUUGGGAGAAAACUUUGAACAUGAUUUAAAGUUAAUGUUCGUAGACAUAAUGGCACGCGUUCAGCAUUGGGUCAGCAUUGUUCAAAACAGACUGGAUGCAGCAAAAUCAGAUUUAGAAGCUUUGCGAAAGGAAUUGAUCGCCCGUGCUUGUGAUCUUGCUGCAAAGGAACGAGAGCUGGCAGAAUUGAAGGCACAAUUAUCUGAAUGCGAGGCGAACAAGAUUGCCUGUGAAAAAUCCUUGAAGGAGGCACUGCAACAGAGAUCCGUCCAUCUUAAUGGUCCUCAGCAAACAUCGAUUCAGACUCAACAACAAGAUUAUACUGAUACAAAUACAGUGACACCAGCUACUCAAGUAUCUGUAGCACCUCCGCCGUCUCUUGUUUCGUUCGAUCCUACACAAUCAUCGAUACCUCCAGGAACAACAAAUAGUCAUAUAAUUUCUUAUACGCCAGGAGGUACAACAGAAGCUCCAGAUCAAGUACCUGGCGAAUCUCCAGUUUCUUUGGGUACAGUUUGUCAGCUUGGAAAAGAACAAGCAAAAGCAAAGCGAGAAUCUGAGCUCGAAGCGGAGUUAGCAAGGCUUCGCAAAGAAAAUGAAAGGAUAAUGAAGGAACGUGCCGAAUAUGAAAAUGCUAUACAACGAGCCCUUUUAAGGGGUGUAUCAUCCCUUAACGUAGAAGCACUUAAGGUACUUCGAUGUCCACCAAUACCUUGUUGCACCCCGUGCGGACCCUGUCAAAUGUCAUCGGCCAACGAGUACACAGAUCCAACCGUUCCCUGUACUCCCAGGAAUAUUAAGAACAACUCCACAUCAGUUACACAUAAAGCAGCUAAUGCAAUGCCAAGGAGUGGAAAUGCUAAUGGCAGAAAAAAUGGAGUGCAUUCUAUUUGCACUACGCAAACACAAGGGUAUUCUCCAAUGCAACGACCAUGCAAAAGCGCAUGCACUUCAAGUGCCAGGAGUAAAAACGUCCCGGAAAAUAAUAUGGUCUUUUUGCUACAUGAAGCAGACGUUGGAAAUAUUUGCACGUCGAAUUCUCCUACGGUUUCACGCACCUGCGAUCGCUCAUCAGAAAAAAAUGUUGUGUGCACAGGAGGAAAGUGUGGAAGAUCCAUGGGAUCCAGUACAAAGGAUAAAUUUUCUUGUGUUUCCAAAACAUGCGAAAAACGUACAUCUUCCGUGCCUGCUCGUCAUAAAAGUGAAACUAACACCGUUUCUUGUAAAAGUUCGUUCAUCAUGAUUCAUAAGAUUUUUAAAUAUUUCAUUCAUCUUUUAUACGUUUUGUAGAACCUGGCCGAAAUGGGAUACCAAGAGUAGACGACUUUUAAAAUAUAAGAUCAUUGUUAUCGAGCAUAUGUAAAAUGUUGCAAUUAUCUGGAUAACCGUCAUUAUCGUUGAUAAGAAAAGGGCAAUACGACCGUGAAGAGUAUAACAACAUGUUACACAAUAUUAAUUUCCGAUUUUAUAUUUAAUAUACUAAUUUUAUAAAUGUAAAAUAAAUGAUCAAGUAUCCUGCGAGGAGAAGCUGUGAUAAGAGUUGGACUGGAUAAUAGGCUGGUGGUUGCAUGUCAGAAUGAUAAAGCAGAUUAAAAUAUAAAUAUAACUUUA